This is a messenger RNA of Urocitellus parryii (Arctic ground squirrel), 2436 nucleotides long. RefSeq names its product butyrylcholinesterase (gene Bche). Gene Ontology annotation, cellular component: plasma membrane. Gene Ontology annotation, molecular function: acetylcholinesterase activity. Lineage: Eukaryota; Metazoa; Chordata; Mammalia; Rodentia; Sciuridae. The record is from RefSeq and is a predicted model, not a curated record. Gene Ontology annotation, biological process: acetylcholine catabolic process; choline metabolic process.
GAGCUUUGUCAGUAACAGUUGAUUGUAAUGUCAGUGCAGUCCAAUUUACAGGCUGGAGCAGCAGCUGCAUCCUGCAUUUCCCUGAAGUAUUGCAUGAUUUCUACUCCUUGCAAACUUUAUCAUCUUUAUUUUUGCAGAAAGUCGGAAAUCAACAUGCAGAGCAAGCACUCAUUCAUAGGUAUUCAGUUUCUCUUGUGGUUUCUUCUGCUCUGCAUGCUUAUUAGGAAGUCACACACUGAAGAAGAUAUGAUAAUUACAACCAAGACCGGGAAAGUGAGAGGGAUGAGCUUAUCAGUACUUGGUGGCACUGUCACUGCCUUUCUUGGAAUCCCUUAUGCACAGCCACCCCUUGGUACACUUCGAUUCAAAAAGCCACAACCCCUGAAUAAGUGGUCUGACAUUUGGAAUGCCACAAAAUAUGCAAAUUCUUGCUAUCAGAACAUUGAUGAAAGCUUCCCAGGCUUUCUGGGAUCAGAGAUGUGGAAUCCAAACACGGACCUCAGUGAAGACUGCUUAUAUCUGAAUGUGUGGGUUCCGGCACCUAAACCAAAGAAUGCUACUGUAAUGAUAUGGAUCUAYGGUGGUGGCUUUCAGACUGGGACAUCCUCUUUACAUGUCUAUGAUGGCAAGUUCCUGGCUCGGGUUGAAAGAGUUAUUGUAGYUUCAAUGAACUAUAGGGUGGGUGCCCUAGGAUUCUUAGCUUUACCAGGAAACCAAGAGGCUCCAGGGAACAUGGGCUUAUUUGAUCAACAACUGGCUCUUCAGUGGGUCCAUAAAAAUAUAGCAGCCUUUGGCGGAAAUCCUAAAAGUGUUACUCUCUUUGGAGAAAGUGCAGGAGCAGCUUCAGUGAGCCUUCAUUUGCUUUCUCCUAGAAGCCACCCUUUGUUCACCAGAGCCAUUCUUCAAAGUGGAUCCUCCAAUGCCCCUUGGGCAGUAAUUUCUCCUUAUGAAGCCAGGAAUAGAACCUUGACCUUAGCUAAAUUCAUUGGUUGCUCCAGUGAGAAUGAGACGGAGAUAAUAAAAUGCUUUCAAAAUAAAGAUCCCCAGGAAAUUCUUCUGAAUGAAGUGUUUGUUCUCCCUUAUGACACUCCUUUGUCAAUAAAAUUUGGUCCCACUGUGGAUGGUGAUUUCCUCRCUGACAUGCCAGACACACUACUCCAACUUGGACAAUUCAAAAAGACUCAGAUAUUGGUGGGUGUUAAUAAAGAUGAAGGGACAGCUUUUCUAGUAUAUGGUGUUCCUGGUUUCAGCAAAGAUAACAAUAGUGUCAUAACAAGGAGGGAAUUUCAAGAAGGUCUAAAAAUGUUUUUUGAAGGAGUGAGUGAAUUUGGGAAGGAAUCAAUUCUUUUCCAUUAUGCUGAUUGGUUAGAUGAUCAGAGACCUGAAAACUACCGUGAGGCCUUGGAUGAUGUUGUUGGYGAUUAUAAUAUCAUAUGUCCUGCUUUGGAGUUUACCAAGAAGUUCUCAGAUUUGGGAAACAAUGCCUUUUUCUACUAUUUUGAACACCGAUCUUCCAAACUUCCUUGGCCAGAAUGGAUGGGAGUGAUGCAUGGCUAUGAAAUUGAAUUUGUCUUUGGUUUACCUCUGGAAAGAAGAGUUAACUACACAAGAGCCGAGGAAAUUUUGAGUAGAUUCAUAAUGAAAUGUUGGGCAAAUUUUGCAAAGUAUGGGCAUCCAAAUGGGACCCAGAACAAUAGCACAAGAUGGCCAGUCUUCAAAAGCACUGAACAAAAGUACCUAAGUUUGAACACAGGAUCUCCAAGUGUGCACASUAAACUACGUGCUCAACAAUGCCGAUUCUGGACACUGUUUUUUCCCAAAGUCUUGGAAAUGACAGGAAAUAUUGAUGAAGCAGAACAAGAGUGGAAAGCAGGAUUCCAUCGCUGGAACAAUUACAUGAUGGACUGGAAAAAUCAAUUUAACGAUUACACCAGCAAGAAAGAGAGCUGUAUGGGUCUCUAAUUAAUAGAUUUACCCUUUAGAGAAUGUGCAUUUUCCCAUAGAUGAAGGUAAAAUAUCAGUAGCUCUCUACAUACCUUCGAAGAAAGCUAUUAUAUAGCUGAAACAAAACUGCCAGAAGGGUAAUAUUGAUCCCUCACAUCUUUCACUUAGUAUUUUACCUAGCAUUUCAAAACCCAAAUGGUUAGGCCACGUUUAAUUAAAUUUCACAAUAUGAAGUUUGACAAUUAAUUAUAUGCAUAUUAAAAUGAUGUGCUGCUUUAAUCUUUAUUUUCUGAAUAACUAAGUGUUUUUCCCCAAAAUGUAUUUUGUUUUUAGUGGCAUAUGUAUUUUCAUUAUUAUUCUUAAAAAAAACAAUGUUUUUAAAAUGAAUAAAAUCUUGAAACACUGGAUGCUAUAAUUUACAGUGUGGUUUCUUCUAAUCAGUUGGCAAGAUUAAUGCCAAUGUGAGAUAUUAAAACAAGCACAGACAAUAAU